GUGAGUGUCAACCUAAAAAGAAUGUUGAAAACAAAUGAGCCAUUUGCUAGUAAGUCAAGUAUCCCAGGUAUUUAUGCAGAAGACAAUGUUACGGGCUAUGGACAAGUUGUAAAAUGAACAUAACACUGGCGAAUCACAUUAAAUGGUUCAGCAUAUGAAUUGGUUCAGUGGAUAAGGUGUUGGGGUGAGGUUAAUGGAUUCGUCUCCAAGAAUGUGGUGUUCUACACAGA
This is a messenger RNA of Linum tenue, 230 nucleotides long. NCBI's taxonomy places the organism in Eukaryota, Viridiplantae, Streptophyta, Magnoliopsida, Malpighiales, Linaceae. The record is from the annotation of a GenBank genome assembly.